AUGGAGCGAACUGCCCAAUCUUUCAAUAGAGAUCACGCUGUUGAACGGCUGAUCCGAUCAUUCUCCAACUGCGCAUUGCUGUGUGUAAGAUUCGUUGUCUGCAUUUCCAACACUUCAUUCGUAAGUUUUAUCUGUUCCACUCUCGUCUUAAGCUCCUCUUUCAGCUUUGUGAUCUCUGACUUGAGAGAUGCAACCUCUGAGGGAGGACGAGACGAUACUGGUACAGCACGAGCCAUAUUACUCGUUCUCGCAGUCGGUGCGGCGAUAGUCUUGUUAGCAACAGUCGAAGAGCGCAAUGUAGUGGAACGUGCAGAUGACGUGCUCCCUGCUCUUGAAGUCGUCGCUGUAGGCUUAGCUGCUGUAGAGACGUGUGGAUGGCUUCCGAUCGGCGCUCUGAGUGUUGGACACCCCGUAUGUCCAAGUGUUGAGUGGCGCCCAGUUGUCAGAGUGUUGGGCAGCGGCUCAGUGGGGCGUGGUAGUGCCGAAGCUCUCAUUGUUGUUCGGCGAGCUGUAAGAAUAGGAAUUGACGAUCGACUAAGACAAUACAAACUUAAUAAAUGUGUUUCUUUGAUCAAAUUAAAAGUCCUGAAGAAAUUAUUUAGAACCUACCUAUAUUUUUCGGCGAUGCAAUCGCUGUCCGAUGUACUCCGCUUCGCCGCCUUGCGAACAUGGCGAAAAAAUUAA
Messenger RNA from Caenorhabditis remanei, 684 nucleotides. RefSeq lists its product as uncharacterized. The transcript has 2 exons. NCBI's taxonomy places the organism in Eukaryota, Metazoa, Nematoda, Chromadorea, Rhabditida, Rhabditidae. The record is from RefSeq and is a predicted model, not a curated record. Bases 1 to 684 code for a protein of 227 amino acids.